This is a messenger RNA of Verticillium alfalfae VaMs.102, 666 nucleotides long. RefSeq lists its product with no specific name. The transcript has 3 exons. The record is from RefSeq and is a predicted model, not a curated record. The coding region runs from base 1 to 666 and encodes 221 amino acids. Lineage: Eukaryota; Fungi; Ascomycota; Sordariomycetes; Glomerellales; Plectosphaerellaceae.
AUGAAGUCCUGGACCAUCGUUCUCGUCGCCACUGGCCUGGCGUCAGCCCUCAGCAUCCCCCGCCCCAUCGACGCCCGUGCCGACUUUCCAUCGCCAUCCAGUGACGGCACCGCCGCCGAGGGUGAGGCACCUGCCGAGGGCGACGCUGCCGCGUCGGAGAGCCUGGCCGAGUCCAGCACCACCACCGAGGAGGCCGCCCAGGAGACGGCACCCCCAGCUGAAGGCCAGGAUGGACAGAACAACGACGACAACAACGAUGACAACGACGAUAACAACAACAACAACAAUGAUGGAGAGGACGGCCAGGGAGGCCGCGGCGGUAAGAAGAACAAGAACAACGGCAACAACAUCAUCGACGAGAUCCUCGGCGGCGGCGGGCAGGGACGCGGCGACAAGAAGGGCCAGCAGGCGGCGCUCACGCAGGCCAUUGUCCAGCUGACGCAAGCCAUGGGUCUCGGCGGCAUCCUCAACCUCAACGGCCUCGCCAACAUUGGCAUCGGCCAGGAGCUCCAGCUGCUGCUCCAGCUGCAGCAGAUUGCGCAGAUCCAGUCGGCGGGCUUCAUCACCCAGGUCGACAUUGUGGGACUGCUGCAGCAGAACCAGCUCUUUGGAGGCCGUGGAGGCAUCUUCAAGCGCCAAGAGGAGCUGCUCCUCAGCAAGGCGUAG